AUGGCCUGCCUAAACGCCUGGCGAGGGCAAACCAAAGGGGGCGAGGGGAGAGCGGCUCGAGAGGCCUGUGCGGCGGUGGUGGUCGCGAGUCGUGAAACCAACGGGGUGUUGCGGCCGCUGCUCAACCGCCCCCCGCCUUGGCCGAUGGCCGCUUUCCUCACCGACGUCGUCGCGCUCCUCCGCGAAUUCGAGGCGGCCGAGGUGGCGGCGUUGGAACGAAACGGCGCCUUGGACGACGUCGAGGCCGCGCUCGUGCGGGGGUUUCACACCGAAGGCGGGGCUCGCCACGCGGCGAACGCGCUCUUUGAUCGCUACCUUCGACUUCUCAUGGAGGAAGGGCUGCGGCUUCGCACCUCGCGCGCGCGUGCGCUCGUGCGGUGCGUGGAAAGUCGUUCGGAAAGUGGGCUGGAGGCGUUGGUGGAGGCGUUUAUGCUGCUCUGUACUUCUCGGUUUGGGUUCACGGAACCUUUUUUGGAGGCGGUGUGGCUUCCACCCUGGGCGCUCACGCGGCUCGUGGAGCUCGCCGCCCGGCUUCACAGCUCCCGCGUUCCCACCAGCACCGCCAUCCUCUCCGCGUUGCUUCGCGUGCUGAUGGAAAAGGGGGUCGCGGCAUGCGGGGAUAUGCCCUCCUUGAACGAGGUCGCCUCGCUGUUGUUGUUGCCGAUCUGCUCGGACUUAGGGGUGAAGGAGCAGCUGGUGGAACGGAUUAGUCAACGCGCAAUCGAGCUCAGCCAAAGGGAAGGUUCGACGAAUGCAAAGGGGAAUGCGCUAACGGAUUGCGCGCUGGAAAAGGCGUAUCUUAUCGCCUAUCUGGUUCGUGCUAAUGCACCGGUGAGCGAGAAGUUGCUGUCUGCGUUUCGUCAGUCCGCAUGA
Molecule: messenger RNA, 873 nt
Organism: Phytomonas sp. EM1
Lineage: Eukaryota; Euglenozoa; Kinetoplastea; Trypanosomatida; Trypanosomatidae
Source: the annotation of a GenBank genome assembly